AUGCAAUUGUUUCUAUUUUUAUUAUUCAAUUCAGUUUUCGCUAAAAAAUACGAGCUGGUUUUUGUGCAAAUGGUUAGUUUUUAUUGAUUUUCAGAUGUUUCGAAAUGGAUUUUCACAGAUUUUUCGACAUGGUGAUCGAGCUCAAGUGUUUUUCAUCGAAAAUGAUUCGAUUCAGGAAAAAGAUUGGAUUCAGAAGUAUAAUUUGAGGAUGGGACAAAUUACACAGGUUCGAAAUUUUCCACGUGGCAAGAUCAAGUUCUCUGUUUUUUAUAGCUCGGAAAAACUCAAAGUAUCGAUUUGGGAAAAUCAAUCGGUGAAAGAUAUAUGCAAAAAUUCCCAAACUUUCUGUCAAAGAAAUUAAAAGCCGAACAAAUCCACUUUCGUUCAACCAACAAUUCUCGAACAACACAAUCGGCUCGACUUGUUUUAGAGGGAAUGUAUCCGCGGCAAAAAGCUGCGCAAAAAAUCGAUUUGGAAAUAUUCGCGAAUCGACCGAAAGAUUGUGUUGGAAUUAUUAGUUGUGUUUGUAAUCGAAUGUUUUCCAAAAGAAAACGAUACUCCGUGUUGACGACAGCGCGCGUAGUUUGAAUUUAUUUAUUUUUUCUGUUCCGAGUUUUUUCUAGACAACAGUAAAAAUAAGCUAAAUCUAAUCGUAAGAAAAAUUGGACUCUUUACAGCGAAAAUACUUUAUGGAUCGACUUCGCCGAGAAAAUCGUUGGUAUUCCGAGGAAAUGUAUAAAGGCCUUCUGAAACUAUAUUAUAAAGCGAAUGAUUUUUAUUUCGGGCAUUUCGAAAAUCCAAAAAAGACCGUUGUUGAUGAUAUCGAUAUUUCAAAAGAAAUGCUCAAAAUGAGAUUGAGUCCGGGAAAUAAUGAAAUUUUGGAAAGAUUGAAAAAACGACUGGAAUGUUUGAAGAAGAAAUCGAAAUGUAAAGAUCGAUUAUUAUUUCAUGCUUAUUCGGCGGUAAACAAUUUGAAUUUGAACAAAAAAUGGUUUCUAUCGAAUUUCUAGGCGUUAAAAAUAAUUUAAAUUACAAAUAUUCAGGUUUCGGGUCAAAAAAUUCUGAAAAAUUCCAUGCUAAUUGAAAUUUUGCAGCAUGAUAUGAUGAUUUAUGCACUUUUGACAACAUUUGGUAUCAAAGAUCAUACAGGUUUGGAGAAAGGACAUCUUCCCGAUUUUUCGAGCUCAAUUUAUAUCGAAUUAUAUUUGAAUUCACAGGAAAAACCAUUUUUCAAGGUACUAACUAACAAAGAUUUGUUGAUUUUUCUCACAAUCUAAUUCCAGGUUUUAUUUCGAAAUUCUGAAAAGGCUGAAUUUAUGGACUUGACAAGCAAAAUUCGAGGUUGUAAAGGAAAGGCAUAUUGUCCUUUCAAGAUUUUUGAACAAUUGCGUGAUUUUUAUAAUUUGGAUGAGCCAAUUAUGGAGCAUUGUGAAAAACGGCUAUGGAUCGAUGAAAUUUGA
Messenger RNA from Caenorhabditis angaria, 1460 nucleotides. The record is from the annotation of a GenBank genome assembly. Lineage: Eukaryota; Metazoa; Nematoda; Chromadorea; Rhabditida; Rhabditidae.